Messenger RNA from Xyrauchen texanus (razorback sucker), 1750 nucleotides. RefSeq names its product serine/threonine-protein phosphatase 2A 55 kDa regulatory subunit B beta isoform. Gene Ontology annotation, cellular component: protein phosphatase type 2A complex; cytosol. Bases 407 to 1738 code for a protein of 443 amino acids. Gene Ontology annotation, biological process: peptidyl-serine dephosphorylation. The transcript has 9 exons. The record is from RefSeq and is a predicted model, not a curated record. Gene Ontology annotation, molecular function: protein binding; protein phosphatase regulator activity. Lineage: Eukaryota; Metazoa; Chordata; Actinopteri; Cypriniformes; Catostomidae.
AGGAGCGUUCGCGUCAGCACUUCACUCAGCGAGCUCUGUAUGCUGGUAGUCUGUGAGGCAUCAUCGCCGGUCACGUCUGACACUCCUCAGUCGCUGAAUGACAGUUAAUUUCGAAGUAUGAAUUUGGACGCGGCAUGUUGUUGUAUUCUUGGAUGACGCCCGUUCAACUUUAAAUGACCGCAGACAGCCACGCCUUUUGACACUGCGAACCGGCACCGGCUUUCUCCCGUCUUUCAGUCCUAUUAUUGUUCAUUUGUUCGAGGAUUUAAGUGCGACUGCUUUUUAAUAGGCCUAUUCGUUUACACCAUGACGCCGUUGCGCGCGUGUCUGGCGCGGCGGACUCUGAGCUGAUCAUGGAUUGCGCGUUCUCUUGCUGCGUUUCUCACUGUAAUCAGAGCCUUUCUCAAUGGAUGAGGAAAUAGACACCCGCAAGAUCAACAACAGCUUCCUCCGAGACCACAACUAUGCAACUGAAGCUGACAUCAUAUCCACGGUUGAGUUCAACUCUACAGGAGAGCUCCUGGCCACUGGGGACAAAGGCGGACGAGUGGUGGUCUUCCAGAGAGAACAGGAGAGCAAGAACCAUCCUCACCGUCGGGGGGAGUACAAUGUUUACAGCACCUUUCAGAGCCACGAGCCAGAGUUUGACUACUUGAAAAGCCUGGAGAUCGAGGAGAAGAUAAACAAAAUCCGCUGGCUGCCUCAACAGAAUGCUGCCUAUUUCCUCCUCUCCACCAAUGAUAAAACUGUGAAGCUAUGGAAAAUCAGCGAGAGAGAUAAGCGACCAGAGGGCUACAAUCUGAAGGAUGAUGAUGGAAGGAUACGGGACCCCACCACCAUCACAGCUCUAAAGGUGCCUGUGUUGAGGCCCAUGGAUCUGAUGGUGGAGGCAACACCUCGUCGUAUUUUUUCUAAUGCACACACCUAUCACAUCAACUCCAUCUCGGUCAACAGCGACUAUGAGACAUAUAUGUCCACAGAUGACCUGAGAAUCAACCUGUGGAACCUGGAGAUCACGAACCGAAGCUUCAAUAUUGUGGACAUUAAGCCAGCCAACAUGGAAGAACUGACUGAGGUGAUCACAGCGGCUGAGUUUCACCCCAACCAGUGCAAUACUUUUGUCUAUAGUAGCAGUAAGGGCUCCAUAAGAUUGUGUGACAUGAGAGCCUCCGCACUCUGUGACAACCACUCGAAGUUAUUUGAGGAACCAGAAGACCCCAGUAAUCGCUCCUUCUUCUCAGAGAUCAUUUCCUCAGUCUCAGACGUGAAGUUCAGCCACAGCGGACGAUAUAUGAUGACCCGUGACUACCUCACAGUGAAGGUGUGGGAUGUCAACAUGGAGAACAAACCUCUUGAAACUUACCAGGUCCAUGACUACCUUAGAAGUAAGCUAUGCUCUCUGUAUGAGAACGACUGCAUCUUCGACAAAUUUGAAUGUGUCUGGAAUGGGACUGACAGUGUCCUAAUGACAGGCUCCUACAACAACUUCUUCCGUAUGUUUGAUCGAAACACUAAGCGGGACGUGACUCUGGAGGCCUCGCGGGAGAACGGCAAACCCCGAGCCAUCCUCAAACCACGCAAGGUUUCUGUUGGUGGCAAACGCCGCAAAGACGAGAUCAGUGUGGACAGUCUGGACUUCAGUAAGAAGAUCCUUCACACGGCUUGGCACCCCAAUGAGAACAUCAUCGCAGUUGCCGCCACCAACAACCUUUAUAUAUUUCAGGACAAGGUCAACUAGCAUGUAGCUAGC